CGUCUCGAGAGAGAUCUAGGCGAGAUUAGAUGUGUCUCUAGAAACUUCCAUCGUUCCAUCCUUAGCUGUUCUUCUCUCCUAUAAAUACCAGGUAUGUCCAUUUCGUCUUUCCCACUCCAAGAAGAGGAAAGCAUUUGCAAGCGAGAGCAUCAGUCCAACAAUCAAUCACCAAACGUCCUUGAAUCAUCUAACGGCAGCAGAAGAAGCAGGGUACAAUGUCGCUCAUCCCAAGCUGGUUCGGCGGCCGUCGCAGCAGCGUCUUAGACCCUUUCUCUCUCGACCUCUGGGACCCCUUCAAGGACUUCCAUUUCCCUUCCUCCUCCCUUUCCGACUCUAAUUUCCCUCAAGCUCUCCGGGAAAACACUGCCUUUGUCAAUACGAGGAUCGACUGGAAGGAGACCCCAGAAGCUCACGUGUUCAAGGCGGAUCUCCCUGGGCUCAAGAAAGAGGAAGUCAAGGUGGAGAUCGAAGACGAUCGGGUGCUCCAGAUAAGCGGCGAGAGGAACGUGGAGAAGGAGGACAAGAACGACACUUGGCACCGGGUGGAGAGGAGCAGCGGGAAGUUCAUGAGGAGGUUCAGGUUGCCCGAGAAUGCGAAGAUGGAUCAGGUGAAGGCCUCGAUGGAGAACGGAGUGCUCACCAUCACUGUCCCGAAGGCGGAGGAGAAGAAGCCUGAGGUCAAGGCCAUCGAGGUCUCUGGUUGAAUAAUCGGCUUUUGUGUCCCAUAAUGUUCGGCUUUCUGUGAAUGAGAGUAAUUUGGGAUGAUUUUUCUAUCUAUAAUUAAUCUAUAUGAUGUGAGAAGCUGUGGGUGUGUGACCGUGUAAUCAAUGUGUCAUCUCUGUUUAUCAUAUCAUAUGGUACUUUGGUCAGGCCAUGAUGAGGCAGUUGGAUAUGAAUAAUCUUUCAUAA
Eucalyptus grandis is the source of this 909-nucleotide messenger RNA. Its product is annotated as 18.1 kDa class I heat shock protein. The record is from RefSeq and is a predicted model, not a curated record. Gene Ontology annotation, biological process: response to hydrogen peroxide; protein folding; response to heat. Lineage: Eukaryota; Viridiplantae; Streptophyta; Magnoliopsida; Myrtales; Myrtaceae. The transcript has a single exon. The coding region runs from base 216 to 704 and encodes 162 amino acids.